Molecule: messenger RNA, 1488 nt
Organism: Haliotis rufescens (red abalone)
Lineage: Eukaryota; Metazoa; Mollusca; Gastropoda; Lepetellida; Haliotidae
Product: keratin-associated protein 10-4-like
Exons: 3
Coding region: 1-1488 (495 amino acids)
Source: RefSeq, a predicted model, not a curated record
AUGGACGGACUGCUCGUGAGAUACAGCGCAUGCGUCGAGUCGACGGGUCGCAUGGACCAAUACACCCUGGUGUACUGUAAUCUGGUGUACUGUUACCUGGUGUACUGUGACCUGGUGUACAGUAAUCUGGUGUACUAUAACCUGGUGUACUGUAACCUGGUGUACUGUAAUCUAGUGUACUGUAACCUGGUGUACUGUAACCUGGUGUACUGUUACCUGGUGUACUGUGACCUGGUGUACAGUAAUCUGGUGUACUAUAACCUGGUGUACUGUAACCUGGUGUACUGUAAUCUAGUGUACUGUAACAUGGUGUACUGUAACCUGGUGUACUGUAGCCUGGUGUACUGUAAUCUAGUGUACUGUAAUCUGAUGUACUGUAACCUGGUGUACUGUAACCUGGUGUACUGUAGCCUGGUGUACUGUAAUCUUGUGUACUGUUACCUGGUGUACUGUAAUCUGGUGUACUGUAACCUGAUGUACUGUAACCUGGUGUACUGUAACCUGAUGUACUGUAAUCUAGUGUACUGUAACCUGGUGUACUGUAACCCGAUGUACUGUAACCUGAUGUACUGUAAUCCGGUGUACUGUAACCUGGUGUACUGUAAUCUGGUGUACUAUAACCUGGUGUACUGUAAUCUAGUGUACUGUAAUCUAGUUUACUGUAACCUGGUGUACUGUAACCUGGUGUACUGUAAUCUUGUGUACUGUAACCUGGUGUACUUGUACUGUAACCUGGUGUACUGUAACCUGGUGUACUGUAGCCUGGUGUACUGUAAUCUAGUGUACUGUUACCUGGUGUACUGCAACCUGGUGUACUGUAAUCUAGUGUACUGUAAUCUAGUGUACUGUAACCUGGUGUACUGUAACCUGGUGUACUGUAAUCUAGUGUACUGUAACCUGGUGUACUGUAACCUGGUGUACUGUGACCUGAUGUACUGUAACCUGGUGUACAGUAAUCUGGUGUACUGUAACCUGGGGUACUGUAACCUGGUGUACUGUAAUCUGGUGUACUUUAAUCUGGUGUACUGUAACCUGGUGUACUGUAACCUGGUGUACUGUAAUCUGGUGUACUGUUACCUGGUGUACUGUAAUCUAGUGUACUGUAAUCUGGUGUACUGUUACCUGUUGUACUGUAAUCUGGUGUACUGUAACCUGAUGUACUGUAAUCUGGUGUACUGUUACCUGGUGUACUGUAAUCUAGUGUACUGUAAUCUGGUGUUCUGUUACCUGUUGUACUGCAAUCUGGUGUACUGUAACCUGGUGUACUGUAACCUGGUGUACUGUAAUCUGGUGUACUGUUACGUGGUGUACUGUAAUCUAGUGUACUGUAAUCCGGUGUACUGUUACCUGUUGUACUGUAAUCUGGUGUACUGUUACCUGGUGUACUGUAAUCUAGUGUACUGUAAUCUGGUGUACUGUUACCUGGUGUACUGUAACCUGGUGUACUGUUUCCUGUUUUACUGUAACCCGAAGCACCAACAUAUGUAA